Lolium perenne is the source of this 1515-nucleotide messenger RNA. Its product is annotated as GDSL esterase/lipase At4g10955. Lineage: Eukaryota; Viridiplantae; Streptophyta; Magnoliopsida; Poales; Poaceae. The record is from RefSeq and is a predicted model, not a curated record.
GAACAAGACUUCAGAUCCAAGUUACCAGCAAACAAGCUCUACCGAGUGCAUUGAGCAAUGGCUUCAACCGCCGACCUGGCCGACCUCGCGGACCGCUUCGAGGUCUCAGGGCCGGCGCGCAUCUUGUACAGAGCCACUGCUGGUCAUCCUUCUACAACGAUGAUUGACUGGCUUCAAAAAAUUUACAGGUUCAUCGCUCACAAUCUCAUGUCCAUAUUCACCGCUGGCCAUCCUUCUCCAACGAUGAUUGACUGGAUUCGGAGAACUUAUGGUUCCAUCACUAACAACAUCCUGUCCGACGCCACUGGCGGCGAUCCUUCUCCAGCAAUGAUUGAGGGGCUUCGGAAACUUUAUGGGUCCAUCACUAACAACAUCCUGUCCAAAGCCACCGCCGGCCAACCUUCUUCAACGAUGAUCGACUGGAACAAUGAGGAGGACCGGCGGUGCGUCGCGGCAUGCGUCGUGCAAGGUACUUACACCCUGGAGAACGACAGAACCAAGUGCAGGAUGAACGAGGAUGCGCUGGCCCCACCGUGGUGGGAGAGCUUCAACUUCCGCCUCAUUGAGGUGCUGGAGGACGAGGCUUUGAACAACAAGUUCAUCUUUGGCGCCAUCUUCGAGCAGCUGCCCCCAGAAGACACGCCGCGCCACCCAUCCGCUCCGCAGUAUAUUGUGGCCUUCCGAGGGACCAUGCCUUAUCACCCAAAGAUAAUACAGGACAUCCACCUUGACUUGAACGUCAUUGCCAACACCCUCCCAAGCAGCGAGCGAACUAAGCUUGCGCGGCUGGCAGUGGAGAAGCUCCUGAUUACAACCACCCAGGCCGGCUUGGAAAACUGCACCCUCUGGCUGACAGGGCACUCUGUCGGUGCGUCACUGGCGCUGGAUGUGGGGCGGGCCAUGAUGUCGGACCGGGGCCUCAACCUCCCGACUUUCCUCUUCAACCCGCCGCAGAUGUCCCUGGGUCCAGCAAUCAACCUGCUGCUCCCGUCCGAUGCGGUGUGGAGAGAGAUGCAAGUCGCGAGCAACCUGGUAAAGGCCGGCCUCGGGCUAGUCCUCAAUCCCCACCGGAGGCGCAUGGAGGCCUUGUUCGAGCGGCUAUCACCGUGGGCACCAAACCUCUACGUUCACGACAAGGACCUAGUCUGCCAGGGCUUCAUCGCCUACUUCGAGCAGCGACAGCAAAUGCAAGAGCGCUUCUCUACCGGCGUCGCAAAGUCCGCCACCACACUGUCCUACCGUGACAUGCUCUUCUCGGCGGUCGGCAAGGAGAAAGAACGGUCACACCUCCUUCCGUCUGCGACGCUCUGGAAGAACUCCACCAUGCGUAAAGACGUACGGGGUCUUCAGCAGACGUCUUUGGCAGCCCAUGAGCUCCAGCAGUGGUGGAAACCGGACACGGAGCUCCGCUUGAGCAACAGGCGUUAUAGCCUCCCGUGACCACUUAUAUAUGCUCUCUGUUCCGUUGCUUCCGUACUGAAAUAUCUCAUCAUACAUACGGCGGAAGCGUCGAUG